AUGUCCCUCGCCACAAGACAGCUCGGCCGCAACGGGCCCCAGGUCACAGGCAUCGGCCUGGGCCUGAUGAGCUUCGCCGGGUGGUACGGGCAAAAGGACACGAGCGUCGAGUCGUCGCUCAAGCUGCUCGACCGGGCGCACGAGAUCGGGGAGCGGUUCUGGGACACGGCCGACGUGUACACGGGCAGCGAGCAGCGCGUGGGCGAGUGGUUCCGGCGGAGCGGCAAGCGCAGCGACAUCUUCCUGGCGACAAAGUUCGGCAUCCGGGCCGGCGAGGACGGGGCGCACGCCGUCGACAACGACCCGGCCUGGAGCGGCUGGGCAUCGACACCAUCGACCUGUACUACGUCCACCGGGGAGGGCAAGAUCCGGUACCUCGGGCUGUCCCAUUGCUCGGCGGCCACGAUCCGGCGCGCCCACGCCGUGCACCCCAUCGCCGCGUACCAGGUCGAGUACAGCCCGCUCUUCCGGGACAUUGAGUCGGGCCGGACGGGCAUCCUGCCGACGUGCCGCGAGCUGGGCAUCGCCGUCGUCGCCUACAGCCCCGUCGGCCGCGGCCUGCUGACGGGGGCCGUCGCGUCGCCCGGCGACUGGCGCCGCGGCGUGCCCAAGCUCGGUGGCGGCAACUUCCCGCGCAUCAUGGCGCUGGUCGACAGGAUCCGCGCCGUUGCGCGGCGCCACGGCGCCUCCCCGGCCCAGGUCUGCCUCGCGUGGGUGGCCGCCCAGGGCGACGACUUCAUCCCCAUCCCCGGCACGGCCACCAUCAAGUACCUCGAGGAAAACACGGAUGCUCUCAAGAUUAAGCUGACCGAGGACGAGGUUGCCGAGCUGAGAAGGGCGGCCAGCUCGGUGUUUAGGGAUUCCGUCCCUCUGGAGUAA
Metarhizium acridum CQMa 102 is the source of this 879-nucleotide messenger RNA. NCBI's taxonomy places the organism in Eukaryota, Fungi, Ascomycota, Sordariomycetes, Hypocreales, Clavicipitaceae. The record is from RefSeq and is a predicted model, not a curated record.